AUGUCUAAAAAUAAUAUUAUUGCAAGAGGGUUCGGUGGCGAUUGGAACAUUGACUACAUAGAACAGUUGAUUGAAGAUUAUCAAGACAGCAAAGCAGUUGAAUCGUAUUAUCUAUGCAAUCUCAGUGAUGUUAUGAGAAAGUUUGAUGAUUGGGUGAAGAAACUGCCAAGAGUGAAACCAUUUUAUGCUGUUAAAUGCAAUGAUGACAUCGGAGUUCUUAAAACUUUAUCAGAAAUCGGAUGUUCGUUUGACUGUGCAUCAGCUUCGGAAAUUUUGGAAUUAAAAGCACUCGAAGUCGAAUCUGACAGAAUUAUUUUUGCAAAUACUACGAAAAUGUCGAGUCAUAUUGAAGUGGCCAAGAACAACAACGUCAACUUGAUGACCUUUGAUAACGAAGAUGAACUGGAGAAAAUUAAGAAAAUUCAUUCGAAAGCGAAUUUGAUAUUGAGAAUUCGUUAUAGUUCUGAGAAAGCGUUGUAUAAAUUGGGAAAUAAAUUCGGAUGCCUUCCAAACACUGAAGCUUCAGAACUUUUGAAGUUAGCGAAAAAAUUUAAUCUCAAUGUUGUUGGAUUGAGUUUUCAUAUUGGGUCAAGUUGCGAAGAUUACGAGACUUAUGGUGCAGCUAUUAAAGUUUGUAGAAAAUUAUUCGAUGUUGCUGAAACAAUUGGAUUCAAGUUUAACAUUCUUGAUAUUGGGGGUGGAUUUCCUGGAAACAAUUUUGAGAAGAUCGAUGAGUUUGCAAGUAAGAUAAACGAAUAUUUAGACGAAAACUUUCCUAUUCAAGAAUUCUUGGAUUUGAAAAUAUUUUCUGAGCCUGGUCGGUACUUUGUUGAAUCAGCAUUCACACUUGUGACUCAAAUUCACUCAAGAAAGGUGAAUAAAGAUUCGAAUGGUGUCAUCCACGAUGUUAUGUAUUAUUUAAAUGAAGGAGUUUACUCCAACUUUCUGUUCGUUCCACUUGGACCUGAAAUUGUUCAACCUCAAAUCGUGAAACGUUUGCGAUCAAAAGAAAAAUAUAAAACAACAAUUUGGGGCCCAACAUGUGAUUCCACUGAUAAAGUUUGUGAAGACAUCGAAAUCGAAUUGAUGAACAUUGACGAUGUUCUUUACUUCUUGAAUAUGGGAGCUUACACAAUUCCUUUGAGAACUCCGUUUAAUAAUUUGGGAACUACAAAAGUUAAAUACUUUAUCAAUUUUAAUGACUGGUAG
Messenger RNA from Clunio marinus, 1209 nucleotides. The record is from the annotation of a GenBank genome assembly. NCBI's taxonomy places the organism in Eukaryota, Metazoa, Arthropoda, Insecta, Diptera, Chironomidae.